AUGUACUGUUCAAUUCAAUCAAUAAAAUGUUUGCUGGCGCUGUUUACAAUCGCAGCGGCGCUGGAACAUAUCGCCUUGGUGUUUGCCAGCGGUCCCCAGCAACAACAGAUACACUAUCAUGCCCCCUGUGACCGAAGUAGAAAAGUGCUGACAAUGGAAUAUGGAGAAAUCAGUGAUGGACCGGCUGGAUUCAAUUACACACAAGAUUCGCAUUGCGAGUGGCUCAUCAAGGCUCGCAAUGAUAGUCAAUUCAUUACCCUGACAUUUCACACAAUGGGAACGGAGUGUUCGUACGAUUAUAUUUAUGUUUACGAUGGCGAUUCCUUCAAUUCAACACUCUUGGGCAGCUUUAGUGGCCGUACCCAACCACAGCGGCUGGUGGCACGCAGUGGAAGUAUGCUGAUUUUGAUGUACAGUGACACAAACUAUGUUCUGGAUGGAUUUCGGGCUUCUUAUUACAUAUCGAAUUGUUUGAAUAAUUGCCAUAGCCAUGGAAAGUGUGUUGGUCAUCAGUGUGUUUGUCACGGCGAAUGGGUGGGUCCGGACUGUGAGGAUGAAAUAUGUCCUAACAAAUGUGGCGAGGCGCAAGGAAGAGGGAAAUGUAUCAAAGGAGUGUGUCAUUGUGAAAAUGGUUAUAGUGGCAGAUUAUGUGAUCUACAUGAAAACCCACCUGGCGGUAAUUGGCGUUGGCUAUCAACCGAUGCUGAAGGAAUGACAGCUCGUGCCGCUCAUACAGCAGUUUAUAUCGAAGAAGAAGAUUCCUUGUAUGUUUUCGGUGGAUACGAUUUAAAUAAUGUUAUAAGUACAUUGCAGAUAUAUCGCUUCCAAACCAGCCAAUGGGUUGAUGAAUGGGGCAUCACAUUACAAAAUCGUCGACAUUAUUAUCAUCAACCGAAAAUUGAUCAUACGCUUCUGAAAGCUGUACUACAACAUAAAAACGAGGAUGAGGCCAAACUAUGGGGACUUACUAGUGAUAUUUCAUUUUUUCGAAAUAUUCUCUACACAUUGGCUGAAACGAAUCCAUCCAAAGAUUUACAUACGAGACGCACUGUUCGCAGUUCACCUCUUCUAACAACACUAACUGUCAACUCAACAGACGAAGAACUGACCGAAUAUUUGGAGGAUAUAUUAGAGGAAGUUACAGACAAUAAACCCCAUGGCCGUUAUGGCCAUGCAGCUACAACCGUUCCUGGAGGUUUUGUUAUAUUUGGCGGAAAACAAGCAAAUGGAAGUUUCUUUAAUGACCUUUGGUUCUAUAAUCGAAGUGAAAGUGGCGGCAAAUGGAAACAAUUGGCAAUGCAAUCAAAAUUGAAGGUGCCUCCGAUGGCAAGACAUACCAUAACUUACGCUGGCGAUUAUUUGUAUAUUUUUGGUGGCAGUUUGGAGUCAGGCGAAUUUUCCUCAGAUAUAUAUCGCAUAUGCUGGCCCAUUACAAAACCGGAUAGCGAUGAAGAAUGUGAAUGGGAAUUUAUACAUCCACGAGGGGGCAAAAAGUUAGAUGUACGCCUAGCCGCGCAUACCACGGUAUACUACAAACCUACGAAUUCUUUGAUUGUUUUUGGAGGCAUAAUGACAAGCCUUGCACGAUUCUCAAAACUAUCCGAUCGUAUUUUUGCCUUCCAAUUGGAUAAAUUUCAUUGGACAGAGAUACUAUAUCCACGCACAGCACUCAGAGAUACAAAUAUACCGCGAGAACGAGCCUUCCAUACGGCAACAGUUAGUGGCAAUUACAUGAUAGUCUUCGGUGGCUAUACACAUCGCCACAAUAAGGACGAGAUAUGCUAUGACAAUCAAAUGUAUUGGUAUCAUCUGUCAUGCCACAUUUGGAUUAAUCAGGAAGUAUCGCCCGAGGAUAAUAUCUACCCCAAGAAACAGGGUGUGUUUGCUCAUGCUGCAGCCUUGAGGAAAAAUAACACACUACUUAUAGUUGGUGGCUACCAUGGAAAUGUAAAUGCCGAUCUCUUUGCCUAUGAACUACCGCAGGUGUUGAGAGCCAAUGGUAUAUUUGGUCAUAAUCCCGAAAUGGCUUGUCGUUAUCAUACCUCGCAUACAGCAUGUUUAUCGAAUCCCGAGUGCGGUUGGUGUUCGGCAGACAGUAGUUGUUAUGGCCGUACUAUUGGGGCCAACUGUACUAGCAACUUGCAAACAUCACGUUGCCCUGGAAUAUGUCCUUCGCUAGGCGAUUGUCAUUCGUGUCUGGUUCAUGGUACUCAGUGGUCCAGGCCAGCAGAUAAUGGCGAAAAUUACUUGUCUGUCGCCAGUAAAUUGGGAUUAAAUGAAUGUUCUUGGUGUGUGCAGAAUGCUAAAUGUCACCAUCGUGAUGAUAACUAUGGCAUAUGUGGAGAGGACACUCCAUCACAUAGUCCAGGUUGGUGGGGAGAACAGGGCACGGAAAUCCGUCAGCCUUCCCAGUGCACACGAAAUGAUCGCAGACCCGGUUUAACCUAUAUCAAAUACCAUUAUCCGGUCAAUUUAACAAUGCCAGACUAUGUGGCCAUUGUAAAUGCCACAAUGGUCGAUUUUUCCUCGCCCACACCAACAACCCAGUACGAACAGAAAAUGGAAGGUGAAAUGUUGGCUCGUCUCUUGGGAUUUGUUCGACCACAAAAACAAUGGGAAGAAGAACCGACAGAAAUUCAAGUUUGUACAAGUUAUUCCAAUGCUGUACUGAAAGCAGGUCUGGGUCGUGAUUUGAGCUCAUUGAAGGAAUUGACCAAACAAUCCUCGAAUCAAUCAUAUUGUAGCAAUGUCGAGAUUCCAAGUACAGAACAACCGUUUCUUAUAGACUUUCAAGCUCGCCGGCGCAUUGGUCUGAACAACAUUUACAAUACGUACCAGAAGACGAAAAUGGAACUGCAACAUAUCUACCAUGGAAAUCUGAAUGCUUUCACAUUUGAAUAUCUGGAGCCAUACUAUUCGGGAGAGGAUUGUAACCAGUACAAAAAUUGCUUGCAAUGUCUGACGGAUAAUGCGUGUGCCUGGUGCUCCCUUAAGUCGGAAUGUAUGCCGAAGACAGUUAAUGAAACAGAGGCGUGUAGUCUCACCAAAGUAACGGAGAAUAACUCCUCCUAUGUCCUGUGGGAAUAUCUCGUGAAUCAGCCCAGUCAUUGUGCCAACUGUUCUAAUUAUGUUUCAUGUGAAGAGUGUGUCGAAUCGCGUUUAUGUGAAUGGUGGGCGGAAGAGGCUCGUUGUGCUCGCUUGGGAAAAUCGGAAAACAGCGUUCGGGCAGUUGAACAAUGUCCAGUCCAGUGUAGAUUACGCACCAAUUGUCAAGACUGUUUAAAUGAGAGAGGCCGAUGUGUGUGGUGCGAAGCUAAAUCGGCAUGCUUCAGUUUUGCAGUCUAUACGAGUGAGUAUCAGUUUGGAAUGUGUCGCGAAUGGCUAGACCAGUCUGUGAGUCCUCACCAAAUUGAAGGGGACAGUGGUGUUAUGAUGACCUCCAGAACAUCGGCCUUGAUUCCCAUUCACCAUCAGGCCGUUCCAAAACAACAGCAAUGCAAAUCUUGCGCUCAAUAUCGCAACUGCAGUACUUGCCUCAAGACACUAAGUUGUGGUUGGUGUUUCGAUCGUGACAAUCCCAUUGAGGGCAAAUGCAUGCAAGGUGACUUCAGCAGACCCUUUGGUAAUUGUUCUUUGGCUUUGAAUAGUUCCUACAUACAUGACGCCGAAUGGGCGUAUGCCCAAUGUCCUGAUGUGGAUGAGUGCGGCUUGGGUCUGCAUGACUGUCACAAGGAGGCUAAGUGCACAAAUACCCAUGGUUCCUAUCGAUGUCACUGUAGGAGAGGUUUUGUUGGAGACGGCAGACAGUCUUGCACCCGAACUUGUUACGAAACCUGUGUACAUGGCUACUGUUCUGAUGCCCCUGAUUACGUCUGCCGCUGUGAAUUGGGAUGGACGGGUCCGGAUUGUUCCAUUAAUUGUGGCUGUCAUAACCAUUCGACGUGUAACGAACGUGUGGGCAAAUGUGAUUCCUGCCAAGCUUGGACAGAGGGUGAACGAUGUGAGCGUUGUCGCCAGGGCAGCUAUGGGAAUGCUACUUCAGCGGCCGGAUGUACACCAUGUGAAUGUAAUGGCCACGGAAAUCAAGAUCUAGGCAUCUGCAAUGUCAACAACGGUGAAUGCUACUGUAAGGACAAUACAGAGGGUGUUAAAUGUGACAAAUGUUCGCCAGGUUUCUAUGGAGACCCUCGAGAUGGAGGACAAUGUUAUUAUCAAUGCGAAUCACGAGGAAUGUUGCGAAAUAUGGGACGUAGUGGUAUCGGUUCAUAUAAAGCCUACAAAUCACCGUGGGGAGCUAAACUGGAGGUUAAGGAAUGCCUAUGGAUUCUGGCACCGAAAACACUCCAUGCCGAGAAGUCCUUACUACAAGUUGAGUUCGAAUGGAAUUCCCUUGCCAUGGACUGCGAUGAAAAUGCUGUUUACAUUUACGAUAGCUUACCCGAUCUGACCGGCGUUUCCCAACAAAAUCAACUUAUUUCUGUGGUCUGCAACCCGUACACCUCGUCACACAUCAUUGAGGCCAGGUCCAGCCAUGUCACAGUGUAUUACAAACAAGGAGGUGGUUUGCGCAAACACUUCGGCUUUAAUGCCCUGUAUACCGUGAAGAAUUGUGUGGCCAACACUUGCCUACAUCCGCAUAUUUGCGACGAACAACAAAGAUGUGUAUGUCCCGCCGGCUAUGUGGGACCAAAGUGCGAAAUUGAAAUAUGUCCUCGCAAUUGCAAUGCUAAACGUAUGCAGGGCUAUUGUGAUACAGAUUAUGGUCGUUGCAUUUGCAAUCCAGGCUGGGGAGGAAAGGAUUGCAGCACUGCCCUCAAACUGAAUCAAAUAACUGUUACGGAACUAUUCAAUACAAUGCUAUUGUCGGAAUCCUAUGAACAUUUACGUAAAACCAUACCCAGAUUUGGUCAUACCGUAUGUGCCGAUAGACGCGGUUCUCUAUGGAUGUUUGGGGGCUAUUCUCCAUCGCAUGGCCCACUGAAUGAUUUCCGUCAAUUCGACACGAAGAAUGGCACCUGGAUGCAAGUUACUGUGGAAUCGACGCCGGAUGAUAAAAUGCCGCUGGGUAGAUAUUUCCACGCUGCAGAGAUCUAUGUGAAACGCCAAACUAUAUUCAUAUAUGGUGGCAUAACAACCACUGGUGCAACAACGUCUCCGAAGCCGGAGAUAUUGUCGGAUUUUUGGCAAUUUUCGAUACAAAAUCAGCGUUGGUCUGAGUUAGAUCUAUCGGGUCAUCGCGUGAAGCCACCGGCUCUUGCAGGUCACACACUAACCUAUACUAGAAAUAAUGAACGAGAGUCAUUGAUUCUAAUCGGUGGUAUGACCUUAAAUAAAUCUCGACAACUGGAAUUGUGGGAAUUCAACCUUGAGACAUUCAGAUGGGAACAAUUGUUGGCGUUGGGUGUACGCAUGCCGGUGCUCUAUGGCCACACCACAGUCUAUCACAGCGAGAAACACAUUAUGUAUGUGUUUGGUGGCUACUCUACUGAGCCACAGAAUAAACUGUAUGCCCUGCAUUUACAAAAGAUGACUUGGACAGAGUUGCCGCCAUUCAAGGAACUUAACCGACCGGAAUGGCUGUUGCCGAGGGCACGAUACUUCCAUUCGGCUGUGACCACUGAUCAAUACAUGAUAGUAUACGGCGGACGGAAUUUCCCCUAUAAUGCCAGCGACGUUCUCAUUGCCUAUGUCUAUAACUGCAAUCAGUGGAUACGACUGACCGAGGAUGUGAAUAUAGUCGGCCAACUGCAAAUAUCCACAUACGCCGAAGACAUAUCCAUAGAUCACGAAAGUAAUACGAUUUACGUUAUCGGCGGCUGGGAUGGCAGUGCUGCUCAAAGUCAUGUGACCAAGAUUACCAUACCCAAUGAUAUUUGUCAACUAUGGAGUGCUGGGAAGUAUCUCUGCCGGCACUACAUGGGCUGCAGUUUCUGUACGGUGUCGGCAAACUUUGUGACUUCUUCGUUUUGCUAUUCCCACGAUACGCACAGUAAUGUGUGUAAUAAUGGCAACGGAACUCUGGUGUACAACAACGGAGCUGCUUGCGAUGACGCAUGGAUGUCGAGGAGAAAUUGUUCCAGUUUCACAACCUGCUCGGAAUGUUUAGCAUCUUGGCCAUCCCAUGUGGAGACAACGCCCGUCUGUCAGUGGUGUGAUGAGUGUGGCAUUAAGGGUAGAUGUGUUCCAGCCGGUGUCGAUUGUGAACGUCGUUUUUGGUGCUCCAAAGAAGUCAGUGUUGGACUCUUGAAUUUGUGUCCCCAGCCUCAGUGUCACACGUUGUAUUGUGAAGCUUGUGUCCUAAAUGAGAACUGUGAAUGGGCACAAAAUGAAUUGGGAACAAUUGAGUGUAUUACCAAGGAGCUGGUGGAGCAAAAUCAAUACAAGAUUAUAGGUCAAUGUCCUCUGCCCUGCCACCAUUACACAAACUGUUCGACCUGUUUGAGUAACGACGACAGUGAACAGCCCAAAGAUUGCAAGUGGUCUACCAUGCUGAAUACUUGUCUAUCGCCACAAUCACAGCCACUGCUGUGUGCUGGUGGUGUAUGUGGUUUGGUGUUGGAAGCCAACGAAACAGACCACUGCCCUGAGCCUUGUAAUGUAUACACACAAUGUUCGACAUGUUUGGAACAUGCCCACUGUGGUUGGUGUGCUAGGGAUGGUUAUAAUGGCGAUGGUAUUUGUACUGAGGGAUCAUUGGAAAACAAACAGGAAUAUCCUUCGUCGUCUACAUGUGAUCUAAUCUAUGCCCAACUUCGCAAUGACUCAAUGCUGAAACCUACGGAUGUUGUGUCGUGGAACUAUGUUAAAUGUCCGGCUGAAAACGAGUGUACAAAUGAUCAUCAUCACUGUCAUCCCGAGUCUGAGAAGUGUAUCGACACUCCUGAUGGAUAUCAUUGCGAAUGCGGUGAAGGUUAUCGUCCCGAAAAUGACACCUGUAUACCGGUCUGUAGUCAAGGUUGUGUUCGUGGCAAUUGUGUGCGUCCCGAUAUGUGUGAAUGUGAUUUUGGUUAUGUCGGUGCCAACUGUAGUAUUCAAUGUUUGUGCAAUGGUCAUUCGAAUUGUAGGGGACCCAAUUUACUGGACGAUUGUAUUGAAUGUCACAAUAACACCAUGGGACCACAGUGUGAAAAAUGUCAACCGUUAUUUGUGGGUGAUCCCAGGGAAGGUAGAGCCUGUGUGCCAUGUCAUGAAUAUUGCAAUGGACAUACUGAUUCGUGUAUAGCCCACGAUUCGGAACCAACCUAUUUCAAUAUGACACGUGAAGAGUUGGAACGUAAUCUGCCCGAGGGGCCACUGGGCAAUGCAACAUGUCUUCGGUGUGCCAAUAACACGGCCGGUGAACGUUGUGAUACAUGUAUUGUGGGCUACUUUCGCGGUUCCGAAGAUCAUCGAAAAGAGUGUCGUCCAUGUCAGUGUCAUGGCCACGGCAAUGUCUGUGAUCCGGUAACUGGAGAGAAAUGUAAUUGUGGCAACAAUACGGAGAGUGACGCCACAUGUACUGCGGGUGGUGGUAAAAACUCGGCUCAUCUAUGUUGGAGUGUUCAAUGUUCGAAAUGUCGUGACUCAUAUGCUGGAAAUCCAAUUGAUGGCCAUCAAUGUUAUAAGCAGAUAACGGUGGAAUCAAGAAUGUGUUUCGAUGCAAAACCUAUAGAGGAAUGCAAAGCAAAGCCGGCAGCUUUAAAACCCGGACAAACAGUGUUCUUUGUCAUUCAACCACGCUUCAUGAAUGUCGAUAUACGCGUCAUUAUUGAUGUUACACAGGGUGAAUUGGAUGUAUAUAUGUCACCCCAAGAUGAUUCGUUUAUUGUUGAGACAAAUGAAACCAAUGGCUAUCAUGAAAUCUUCUUGGACAAUCGUUACAAUUGGGGUCCCAAAAUUAAACGCUCACAUCCACUGAAUAUAGCCCAGCCGAAAUAUGACAACACCACCUCGUAUUCGAAAUUGGUUAUGAAUGACAAACGCAACAGUUAUUAUGUUCCGCAUAUUCAAGACUGCAAAAGUCAUGGUGGUCAUAGUUUCUAUGUGAAAGAUCAACAUGCCAAGGAUUUGAGCACCCAUGUCACAUUGAAUCAUUGCAACACCUUAUUGAGAUUAUUUGGCUUGAAAAAUCGAUUGGUUUUAACUUUGCCACAACACGCUCACAAUUUAAGUGCCACGAGAUUUUUCAUAGCCCUGCGAGCCAGCUCUGGCCCUGAACCUAGCUACGGCUCCGUUGUGUUCCGUCAAGAUCAAUUGCACAUCGAUUUGUUUGUAUUCUUUUCGGUGUUCUUUUCUUGUUUCUUUUUGUUUUUGGCUGUUUGUGUGGUCAUAUGGAAGGUGAAACAAACCGCGGAUAUUAGAAGAGCUCGACGACAACAUGUUGUAGAACUAUUGCAUUUAGCCAAACGUCCGUUUGCGUAUGUAUUUCUGGCGGCAAACUCCUUCGAUUUGGAUAGUCCACAUCCAACAACAUCGUCUACAUCGGCAGCAGCAAAUAACCGAGUUGUUCGCAGUGCCACCGGUGCCCGGUCAAAGCAUCAACAUCAGGCGACUAGUGGUGGCAACAAUCAGUUGCCCGAGGUAUUGUUAAUAGCUAUCGAGCCGACGGCUGAUAAUUUAGCAGCAGUUGGAACGGUAUUCGUAAGUUUACCCGGUCGUUACAAGGCUCCUCUGAGCAUGGCAUUAGGAUCCACAUUAAUAUCAUAUCCACCACGUUUAUAUCAAGUGAAUAAUCGUAACUAUACUCGGGUGAAUACUAGGGGAAAUUCUGCACCGGUAAGUAGUGGGGGUGGUGGUGCUGGUGUUGUUGCCCCAGCACCCGUACCACAAGUUGCUGCUGGUACAGCCAGACAAAAUCGUCAAGGUGCCAUUGCUGAUGCGGAUGCUUUACCUGUAUAUAAUUUGAAUUUGUAA
This is a messenger RNA of Musca vetustissima, 8892 nucleotides long. RefSeq names its product multiple epidermal growth factor-like domains protein 8 (gene Megf8). The transcript has 6 exons. Gene Ontology annotation, molecular function: protein binding; calcium ion binding. The record is from RefSeq and is a predicted model, not a curated record. The coding region runs from base 1 to 8892 and encodes 2963 amino acids. Lineage: Eukaryota; Metazoa; Arthropoda; Insecta; Diptera; Muscidae.